AUGAAAGUGCUAAGGUUCAAUCAGGAUGCUAGUUGCUGCGUGGUAAAUUCAGGUGCCAAUGAAUUGACUGUAUAUAACUGUGAUCCAUUUGGGAAAUGCUUUGAGUUUAACAUUAGUAAUGUUAAUGGUGAUAGCAAUGAUAAUGGUAUAGGCUAUGAUAGUUUGGAAGCUGGUUCUUCUUCUAUAGAGUCGCAAGUGAUUGCCGAAAUGCUAUUUUCCACAAGUUUGCUGGCGGUGGUCGAUAAAGGGCAAGGUAUUAACACCGGGAAGAAACUGAAAAUUGUGAAUAUUAAGAAACGAUCUUUAAUUUGUGAAAUUGCAUUUCCUAGUUUGAUCGUUGAUGUUGUGAUGAAUAGAAAGAGGAUUUGUGUUCUUUUAGAUAAUGACCAAAUUUUUAUAUAUGACAUAUCCUGCAUGAAGUUAAUGGAAACCCUUGAUCUUUGGGAAAGUAAUAAUGAGGGUAAUUUAAAUGAUCAUAUUAAAGUAGGGGAAAGAGCAAGUAACAUGAUAAAUGAAAAUCUAAAGAAUGGCAAUGAAUUAGAUAGGAUUAGAAGCAAAAGCAACAAUAACAAUGACCAAACAAAUUCUGACAAUGGAAGAAGUAGAACAUAUUCUAUAAACGGCUCUCAUAAAAUAAAACCUCAGCUAACAUUAAGUGGUAAUGACAACAGUAUCCUUUGCUAUAGUAAAUACUCCUCAUCAAAACAAAAUCCGGCUCGCAUAUUGAAUGAUAUUGUUGUCUAUGAUGCUUUGAAUUUGAAGCCUAUUAACUAUCUGAAUUCUGUACAUAAAGGAUGUGUGUUGAAGACUAGUGUUAGUAUCGAUGGUAAGCUCUUGGCCACGGCGUCUGAAAAGGGCACUAUUAUUCGAAUACAUAAAACAGGAGUGGAUUCGGAUUUUGCUUCGGGACCCUUGCUAUAUAAAGAAUUCAGAAGAGGUUCGAGGCCAAGCCACAUUCAUCAACUGCUGUUUAAUAAAGAUAGUACAUUAUUGGUUUGUGUUGGAGAUAGCGAUACCAUACAUAUAUUUAGGACAGACGACGAUGGAUUGGCAUUAGAUGGAAUAGAUGGAGAUAUUGGGAGCGACAGUGGUGGUAGUUUAGAGUUGAUUAAAAAUAGGAUACCGCAUGAACAAGUCAAAAAGUUUUUCUCAAGAAAGAUCAAAUCCCAUAUUCCUAAUCAAAACCUACAUCGAGAUUUUGCACAUAUAAAUAUGGAUAGAAUUGUGCACACGGUAGUUGGUUUCCCAGAAGAGUUUGAUAACAAAAUAUAUGUCGCAUCUGAUGAUGGUAGUUUCAAAACUUACACGAUACCUUCAAAGCAUGGACAAUGUGUUCUAAAUAAAACAAGUCAUUUUAUAUAG
Messenger RNA from Nakaseomyces glabratus, 1362 nucleotides. RefSeq names its product Atg21p (gene ATG21). Gene Ontology annotation, cellular component: extrinsic component of membrane; phagophore assembly site membrane; fungal-type vacuole membrane. Gene Ontology annotation, molecular function: phosphatidylinositol-3,5-bisphosphate binding; protein binding; phosphatidylinositol-3-phosphate binding. Lineage: Eukaryota; Fungi; Ascomycota; Saccharomycetes; Saccharomycetales; Saccharomycetaceae. Gene Ontology annotation, biological process: nucleophagy; autophagy of mitochondrion; protein localization to phagophore assembly site. The record is from RefSeq and is a predicted model, not a curated record.